Molecule: messenger RNA, 3196 nt
Organism: Frankliniella occidentalis (western flower thrips)
Lineage: Eukaryota; Metazoa; Arthropoda; Insecta; Thysanoptera; Thripidae
Exons: 5
Coding region: 262-2061 (599 amino acids)
Molecular function (GO): protein binding
Source: RefSeq, a predicted model, not a curated record
GCACCUCCGCACUGACACUGACAUCUCGCCUCGUAGGAGGAGCUGGAAGUCAAAGUCCUAACUCCAUGUUCUCAAAAAAUUAAUGCCGAAGUUGUAGAUUUUUGUGGUCCGAUAUCAUUGAACAACGCAACUUAAUGAAGAACUAGUCCCACCUACUCCGGACUUUUCCUCUUCACUUAUUUCUGACCAAAGUCCCCGCGUCUGCUGAACGGUUGUAAACAGAACUUGUAAACACGUCGGCAAAUAAUAAGGUUGUCAAGUAUGCCAUCUGCAACGGACAGGAUAAGCGAGACUGGACAAGAGGAUGUUCUGACAAAUGAUUUGAUAGUCAAGCUUAGCAUCAGGGAUGACAGUGAAAACACUUUCAUCAAACACUCUUCUUCAAUGGAUGGAAAGUCUAAUGUCAAUGGCAAUGCAUCUAGCUCAAGUAGCCGAUUGACUGCCCCUUUUGCUGCCUCAAUCGCUUCCAUUCUUUCGGCGCAUACACCAACCCUGACAGCAGAGGAGGCUUUCCAACGUUGUCAUGAGUUGGAACUACAGCUUAAAGCUGAGCAGAAGAUGGUAUCAAAGCUAAAGUACCAGUUGGAACAAAGUGAAAGGAUGCUCUCACAACUUCGAAGUGUUCACAGCAAAUGUCCUUUUGAUACCAAGUUUGAAGAUUUGCCAGAAGAACUGAUUGUCACAAUUUUCUCAUACUUGAGUUCGGACUUGUUACUGGAUGUUGUCAGCCAAGUGUGUCACCAGUGGCAGCGACUUUGUCGUGAUCGAAUGCUGUGGUCCAAAAUAUCGGUAAAGAAAGACUUGAAUGAAAUCAUCAGGGCCAUGACAGUUGCCCCUUGUCUGCAAAGUGUGUACAUUUCAUCAGAGUAUCUGACUGUUCAUGAUGAUGUAGGCGACGAGCAACUUCAGGUGCUGACGACGUCCCCUUGCCGCGUGCGCUCGCUCACUCUACCUGACUUCCAGCCCAUCGCCCUGCGCAUGGUGCGCAACCAGCUGGGGUAUCUGCGCCACCUGCACGUGCACUCGUGGUGGGACCACCAGCGCGCCGAAUUUCGUGAGGAUCUGUGGCAUACUCUGGCCGAGCUGGACCUGGUGUCGCUCACGCUGCACGAGUACGACGGCCGCAACAGCUACUUCCACACGGACUGGCGGCCGGCACCGGGGCAGCUAUGCGGUCUGCGCCACCUGGACCUGUACUGCAAGCUGGUGCCACAGCCCAGCCCCCGGGGUCCGCUGGGGGGCGUGGUGGACGCGCUGGUGGAGGCCAGCAAGGAUACACUGGAGACGGUGUCGCUACCGCCCAAGACGGAGGGCCGGGUCAUAGAGGCGCUGGCGCAGUGCCCGCUCCUGCGCGAGGCCAACGUCCCCUUCCUGGAGGAGGUGCGCGCGCUGGAGGCCUGCCCGCUCCUGGAGGCGCUAGAACUCAACAGCGAGUGGCUGGAUCACGAGACGGUGCGCGUGCUCGUCCCCCGGGUGGCCGCGGUCCUGCGUGGCUCUGCGCUCACGGCCCGCCUGCGCACGCUCUUCUUCCAGGGCAUGACGAUGGGCUGCAGGGAGCUGCUGCGCGCCGUUGCCGACCUGCGCGGCCUCCGCUACGUCCGCAUCCACAAUUUUGGCGAGCCCGAGGCGGCAGCCGAGCUGCCUGCGGUGUUGGGCGAGCUGGUGCACCUUGAGCGCUUCACCAUCGCUACCAUGCCCGCGCCCGCCGUGCUGGACGCCAUCCCGGCCGAGGUGUGCCCGGGGCUGCGCGAGCUCACGGUCAUCGGCUCGUGCCAUGAAGACACGCUCGGCUGCCGGGUGCCCGCGGCUCUUCGGUUGCUGCGCCACCGACCCGCCCUGCACGUGUUCCUGGACUUGGGGCUUGGCGUCAGGGGCCACCUGGAGAACGCGUACCCGCAGUGCAUGCGCGCGCACGGCCGGGUCUGCGAGGACGAGAGCCUCUGGCACCGCUUCCACCCCGUCAUGGUGAACCACGACCCCACCGGCUGCUCGUGGUGCAGGGACAUGGUGGAGCACUACGCCACCGUGGUGGACAUGAGGGGCAAACUGGACGAGGACUAGUCCCAGAACGGUAGCCUUUGUUUGAGACAGUCGGCUCAUGCAUGGGGUAUAUGAGGUAUCUGUGGACACUUAAGUUAACAAUUAAUACUGUAAGGGCUUGCAGGAGUGCGGGCAGGUUGCCUGCUCGUAUUAGGUCGACAGCAAUCGUCAUUUCUUACACUGUCAUUUAAAAAAUAUGUACGUAGUUUGCCAGUCCACUUUAAUUAGGUGCACAUCUUUUGAUGUGGCCACCAGUUAGUAUGUAGUAUCUAACUACUCACAUUCCAUUUUUAUUUAUGCUGUUACAUGAAUUUGUUGAGAAGACUGAUUGUUGUUUAGCCUUUUUUAUGUUGGUGAGUUGAGCUAUUGAAAUAAUUUUUAGACUGUAUUUUAUGUCAAGGUAUUUAUCCAUCUUGUGCAUGUGUGUAGAUUGCAACACUUGUUAUAUUUAAUAUUUCUUUGUUGCACAGUAUGUUUCAAUCAUAGAUUGAAACGUUCUGUAUUGUGUUUUUCUGAGCUCCUACAAUAUACCUAGACUGGUCUAGUCCAUGUGCAUGAAUAGCAUACUUCUGUAGUUUUAAGGUAAAGUAGGAUAGUACUACAUAUGUUGGACUGUGAUCUUAUUUAUAUCCCAAUUUAUAGGUUGUCUUUAAAGCAAUUUUCAUCAUUUUUAUCAAUUCAAUUGUCUUAUAGAAGUUUGGUUCUCCACCUAUAGAUUUUGACUAGAAGCUGUUGCUUCCUGUAGAAAAUGAAUUUACCAUUAAUUCUGGGGAAAAAAUCAUGAUAUAUUUGUUUCUUCUAGUCAUUUCAACAUUUUCUUUGAAUAUUCAUUCCAUUUAAGUACACCCUCAUUUGAAAUUCAAGAUGCAUUUUUAUUUUGAAUCUCAGUACACUGCACUUCUGAUUUGCAGGUAGCUGUGUGAGAGGCAUACGAUUUUAUCUACAGCAAUUUUAUUAACUUAUUAGAUACCAUUAUUUGAGUGAAUCUUUUGUGAUUUCCACGCUUGUCUGUAUUUUGUUGUUGCAGACAAUAAUGUUUUGUUGCAAUUUUGUCUGAUAUUUCCUACAUAUUGAUGAUAUGUAUUCUAUUGUUUAAUCAAUUUGACUGUUUCAUUUUAAAAUGUGAAUAUAGAAUUAAAGUUAUGUAUUAACUGUG